Staurois parvus is the source of this 292-nucleotide messenger RNA. NCBI's taxonomy places the organism in Eukaryota, Metazoa, Chordata, Amphibia, Anura, Ranidae. The record is from the annotation of a GenBank genome assembly.
GUGAGCUGUGAUUGGUCACAGUUUGUCACAUGGUACAAGGCUGUUGUGAAUAGCCUUGUACCAUGUGACCUCUGUGAUCAUUCACAGAUUUCACACGUAGUAAGCAAUGUCACAAGUGACAUCUUGCUUACUACUUUGCAUGUGAUCACUGAUUGGCCAUUCAUAUUAUUCUAGUUCAUCUGGACCAAGCAGGUCCAACAAAAUGAUUUACUUCACUGACAGAGCAGUGGCUGUGUGCCCUGUAUAAAACUAUAUGUAGCUUCAGCUACAUACAUUAUACAGCGCUGUGUUC